GUGGACUGUUCAUCCGGAAACCUGGCAGGCCGUAGAGUUUCUCCGAAAGAACCCAAACAUCCAGGUGGUUUCGGGAGAGUAGAGCAUUCUAGGCCAAGAAAGUGGAUUGAAUACUGGCUCCUGGAAUCUCACUAAAAUUACGGGAGAUGUCCUUUGCUUCUCAGAUGUAAUGCACUUUAAGUUUGUUACUCAACAGUGAAAAUGAAUCAUACAGAGGUUAAAUUAAAAAUACCUUUUGGAAAUAAAUUACUAGAUGCUGUUUGUUUGGUACCUAACAAGAACUUAACAUAUGGAAUAAUUCUUACACAUGGAGCGUCAGGAGAUAUGAAUCUUCCUCAUUUGAUGUCACUGGCAUCCCAUCUUGCAUCUCAUGGGUUUUUUUGCCUGAGAUUUACCUGUAAAGGCCUUAAUAUUGUACAUAGAAUUAAGGCAUAUAAAUCAGUUUUGAAUUACCUAAAGACCUUAGGAGAAUACAAAUUGACAGGUGUUUUCCUUGGCGGUCGUUCAAUGGGCUCAAGAGCAGCUGCUUCUGUAAUGUGCCAUAUUGAGCCAGAUGAUGCUGAUGCUUUUGUUCGAGGUCUCAUUUGUAUUUCUUACCCACUGCACCAUCCAAAGCAGCAACAUAAACUUAGAGAUGAAGAUCUCUAUCGUAUAAAAGAUCCUGUAUUGUUUGUGUCAGGUUCAGCAGAUGAAAUGUGUGAAAAGAACUUGUUGGAGAAAGUGGCACAGAAAAUGCAAGCUCCCAAUAAAAUCCACUGGAUUGAGAAGGCAAACCAUUCCAUGGCAGUGAAAGGACGUUCAACAAAUGAUGUUUUCAAAGAAAUAAAUACACAGAUUUUGUUUUGGAUCCAGGAAAUCACUGAAAUGGACAAGAAAUAAUUGUAUUUAGCUAAAAGCCAUGUUAUUUUGGAUACAAAUACAGUUCAUUUGAUAAAGAACAGCAUACCUCUUGCAUUAUGAAAUAUUUCAGAUGAAUUUAAUGUUCCCCCAUUUUUAAAACAUGUUUUAAUUGUGAAAUUAAUGUUCUCUACAAAAUAUCUUUUGAAAGCACUGUUAUAGUUGUAUAAAGAUGAUGUACAAAUACUGAAGGUGGUCUACAUAUAAUUUAUUUUCAUUAAUAUAGUUAAGUUUUGAAAAAAUUAAACAUUUGAAUUUUGUUACACUA
Molecule: messenger RNA, 1165 nt
Organism: Felis catus (domestic cat)
Lineage: Eukaryota; Metazoa; Chordata; Mammalia; Carnivora; Felidae
Gene: TEX30
Product: testis expressed 30
Exons: 6
Coding region: 202-879 (225 amino acids)
Source: RefSeq, a predicted model, not a curated record